UGCAAUAAAAAGGUGAAAAAGAAAAAAAGUAGAGAGAAGGAAAAAAAAAGAAAAAAGGCAAGAAAACAAUUCAAUUGCAGUUAUCAAGAAAUGCCUUGGGCGAGACCAGAGAGACACUAACGGCGACAUCCUGUGAAUUAAAAAAUCAUAUAGAAAAAGCACAGAAUUAUUAAAAUUAACACCACAACCGCUUGCUUGCCGAUUGAUUAACAGCAAAAACAACAAUAAUAAUAAUAACAACAACAACAAUAAUAACAAUAAUAUAUAAAUUUUUUAAAUAUACAACAAUAAUAACAACAAUAACAACAAUUAUAAUAAAGUUUGACUUUGAUUUGUUGGAAUUGUUGUCAUUGAACGGAUUCGAGUAGAACGCGAAGUGGAGUUGGAAUACCAAUCAUUCAUAAAGGCCACAGCAAUUGCAAUAUCACUACUGCAGCACUAUGAACGCGAAGCUUUUUAUGGCAUUAUUGUCGGUCACAAUAAUGACGAACGACGCUGAGAGUGAAGCAGCCCUACGUCGUGUACCCAAAGUCUACAACGCUUUGAUUACUACCGACGAAAAUCUGACAUCAAGUCAAGCUUUUCCUGUUAUACAGCCUACUUUACAUGAGACUGGUAUAGCUCAUUACGCACUGCCGCCUUUUGGUCCUUAUGGUUUUGCGAGUCCUCCGUUGGUUAGAUUGGGUCCCCCUCUUCCGCCGCCAAUUGGUUUCCCACCCAAAGAACAGUUUCCGUAUCCGGGUCCGUUACCACAUUUACCGCCGCAUUUGAUAUCCCCAUAUCCUGGUGCAUAUCCGCAAUCGCCAAAUCUACCCACACCGCCAGUUGAAGUAAAACCUCAAAAGCCGGAGACACCACCAACUGCUCCAGCUGAGCAAUCACCGCCUCCUGCUUCCACUGUAAUGCCACCUCCAACUGGGCCUCAAGAAGCUAAAGCUGCACAACCUGGAACAUCCAAGUCGCUUAACCAUCCCUUACCUAUACCUCUGAACCAAUAUGGUUUGCCGCCCUCAUUGAUACCGAUUCGACAAUACCCCGGUGCUGAGGCGCGCCCUUUACCGUUGCCACCAUACCCCUUUAGUCAAUAUCCUCCAGUAUUUUACGAUCCUAUUACCGGGAUAAGACAACCGUUCUUGCCUCCUUUUGAUUAUCUGCCCACCGGCCCACAAUAUCCCUUAAGUAAUACCAUACAGACAAACGAAAUUCAACCAUCUCAACCAAAUCCGCCAUCAACCAAGAGACCCGAAAUUACUACCAGUUUGCCGGAACUUACAACGGAAUACGUUUCCACACCUCCAACGACAACAACAAAUGAGAGCCCUACCACCGAUUUUGAAAAUAUUAAAAAUGGUUCAAAAAGCGAGGACAGCAACGUGCCGGAUGUACCGCCACCACCAAUACCGACCAGCGCCAAAGCACCGCAACCCUAGACGCGACGUAUGAGCAACUUAACAACUAAAUCCAUUGCUUCGUUUACGUGUAUUUUUAGAUAAAAUUUUUAAGUUAUUUUAAUUUUAUCUCUAAGUAAAUAUUA
Messenger RNA from Glossina fuscipes, 1534 nucleotides. Its product is annotated as vegetative cell wall protein gp1. The transcript has 3 exons. The coding region runs from base 441 to 1430 and encodes 329 amino acids. Lineage: Eukaryota; Metazoa; Arthropoda; Insecta; Diptera; Glossinidae. The record is from RefSeq and is a predicted model, not a curated record.